AUGGCUCCCCCACAGUUAGGCGCGACCUUCGUACCCGGUGGUUUCGAUGACUAUUAUAUGCCAGAAGUCGUUGCUCCCUCCCCUCAAAGGGUAACCCCUCAGGUCCCUCAAAAUAUGCAAGAGGACCUUCAGCGCAUGGAGCUCGAAGCUACUUCUGUUGAACCUCGAUCCCAAACCGGUCCUCGUCACUCUCGUGAACCAUCGCUGUCGACUUACACCAAUCUUCGGGGAACCGACCCGUCUCGGCCCCAGACUGCAACACAGGUCUCAAACGACGACAUUCGCGCAUACCAGUCCACCGAUAAGAUCACCGAGAGCCUCAACACUAUGAGCUUCGACGCCCCCUCAUUUUCACCUUUCCCCAAGGUCAAGGGCGAUAACAUCCCCCCGACCGAUGAGGAAAAGGAAGAGAUUCUUUGGAACGCGCGCAAGCAUGUUCUUCACUCACAAAAUGUUUCCAUGCAAAUUACAUGGGCGCGCGACGUCCUCACUUGGGCCGAUAUUUCCUCAGAGUCUAUGAUCCGGGAAUAUGGCGAGAAGGCCCGUCCCGCCACACCCCGAAUAGAACAUGAGCUUCGAGUCGACGCUAUCAAUAUUAUCACCUAUCUGUCGCAACAAGAGCACCCCGAAGCCUUAUACAUGCGCUCAAAAUGGCUCGAGUUUGGCAAAUUUGGCAACCGUGUCGACAAGCGUGAGGCUUAUAUCGGCUACAAGCGUGCUGCAGAGCUCGGCCACGGACGAUCCGAGUAUCGCAUGGGCAUGUUGUACGAACAGUCUAAUGACAUGUCUAAGGCGAAGGAACAUUACUACCGCGGCCUUUCUCUCAAGGACUCAGCUUCCUUGUACCGAAUGGGCAUGAUGAGUCUUUUAGGCCAACACGGCGAGACCAAGGAUUACCAGACUGGUCUGGAGCGGAUACAAGCUGCGGCUGAUAGCUCGGACGAAGAUGCUCCCCAGGGCGCGUAUGUUUACGGUAUGCUCAUAGGACGCGACCUGCCGGACAUCACCAUCCCUGAGGGUUUGCUGCCUAACACCCCCGUAACAACGAAGAUGUACAUUGAAAAGUCCGCUUAUCUAGGCUUCGCCAAGGCCCAACUCAAGAUGGGUCAAGCAUAUGAACUCUGCCAGUUCAGUUGCGAAUUCAACCCAUCCUUCUCCCUCCAUUAUUAUGGACUCGCAGCCAAGCAAGGCCUUCCUGAGGCAGCCCUCGGCGUGAGUCGAUGGUUCCUCUUUGGUUAUGAGGGUGUUUUCAAGAAGAAUGAGUCUUUGGCAUACAAAUAUGCCCAAGAAGCUGCAGCUGCCAAGCUACCUACGGGAGAAUUUGCCUUGGGCUACUACAACGAAAUAGGAAUUCAUGUUGAAAAGAGCUUGGCAGAGGCCCGAAAGUGGUACCAGCUUGCUGCUGAUCACGGUAACCAGGACGCUCUUGGUCGACUUGAGUCCCUCGACGAUAACAACACUCUAUCCAAAUCUGACCAUGAGACUACCACACUAACCCGCAUCAAAUCGCAACAUGGAUCUCAACGAGGCAAGCGCCCUGAUCGGUUCAAACAAACAUCACAACAGAUGCCCACACUCAGUGAGGGAAGCGCCCCUGCCUCGCCUGGGCUAGAUGGGCCAGCCAACUCUUCCGUGGGUAUGCGGCCUACCAUUGUCUCGGAGCACGUCAACUUCCCUGAUCCUUCACGAGCUUCUUUUGUACUGCCAGCCUCGAACGAUAGACCUCCUGCCUUCAAUGUGCGACUGGACUCCAACCAACAGCCAGCCCGGCCACAGUCGGCAGCUCCCUACCCUGAAGACGACCGUCCGCCACCUCUGACUGUCCGUUCUAAGUCAACGGCGCCAUACCCGGAGGACGAUACUCAGACUUCUCCUCGAUUCAAUCAAGGGGGACCCCACGCAGAUCAACCCUCGAGCGCUUUUGGUAUCAAUCCUCAGAUGGGUGCCGGUCGAGGUAUGCCCCAGUCCCAAUCUAUGGGUAACCUUCAUCCUGGCGGUCCUGGAGGACCAGGCCGGCCCGAUCCUCGCAACAGAGCUGCAUCUGCAGGGUGGGAAGGCCAACAAGGUCCCGGAGGACGUCCUUCUCCGUAUCCUGAAGACAACGGGGCACAGUACCCUGGUGGUCUGCAGAAGGCCCCAACUGGAGGGCAAUACUCACCAGGUUUGCAAAACCCACAAUCUCAAAAUUAUGAACGCUUCUCUCGUGUACCCGGGGCGAGCGGUCGCCCUGAGCGUGGAAGCUCCUUGCCCCAGAAUCAGCAGCAGCAACAGCCCCCGCCAAAUGCACGUCCUCCACGCACUUCAAGUGCGCAGCCGCCUAUGGGUGGACCCGGCGGUAGACCAUCCCCAGGGCCUUUUGGUGGACCCCAGGGAGGACCUCAAGGGGGUCCUUCUGGCCCCCCAAGGACUGGCAGUGCUCCUCCUUCACAGUUCCAGAGACCUGAUAACAAACCGAGCCCGGCGCCCAGCGCUCAGACUAUGCCCCCGAAGCCUGCCAAGCAGGGAGCACCGGGCAAGCAAGGACCAGCGACGUUUGAAGAUAUGGGUAUCCCACAAGGAAAGCAGGACAACGACUGUGUUGUCAUGUAG
Messenger RNA from Fusarium coffeatum, 2589 nucleotides. RefSeq lists its product as uncharacterized. The record is from RefSeq and is a predicted model, not a curated record. Gene Ontology annotation, molecular function: protein binding. Lineage: Eukaryota; Fungi; Ascomycota; Sordariomycetes; Hypocreales; Nectriaceae. The transcript is spliced from 3 exons. The coding region runs from base 1 to 2589 and encodes 862 amino acids.